Messenger RNA from Aspergillus aculeatinus CBS 121060, 860 nucleotides. RefSeq lists its product as uncharacterized. The coding region runs from base 121 to 573 and encodes 150 amino acids. Lineage: Eukaryota; Fungi; Ascomycota; Eurotiomycetes; Eurotiales; Aspergillaceae. The record is from RefSeq and is a predicted model, not a curated record. The transcript has a single exon.
UUUAUUGCCAUGAAUAGGUGGUAUUUACAGUCUGUAGUUGCUAUUUUUGUUCGGAAGUGCUUCUGCUGCUGGCUUUAAUUGCCACUGCAUGCUUCUCUAAUUUCCUGCCAGCCCUGCGUGAUGGCUGUGCCCCUCGUGCAUUUGCUGUCGUCCCCUCGUGCUCGCACCGCCGCUCGUACUGUUCCAGUUAGGUUACCGCCUAGAAAGCAGUGUCUGGCCGCACCCGUGGAUCCCCGGCAGUACCAAAGCUUGAAGGCAGCAAGUUCCGCAGCUGUGUCCCAGGGUCAACUUUAUUCAGGUACUUUUCGCUGCAGAGUUCCCUGGCAGUCCAUUCACUGCUGCGUUCCUUCUGCUACUUUGAGACUAAAUUGUGUUGAAUGCGAUGAUUGUCCCUGUCUGCUGCGUUCCCAUCUGCGCGCAGAAAUAGUGCUUGGAUGGCCACAGCUGGAAACCAACCCAACGGUGGUCCCUCGUUGCACCGAAGAGAGAGAUAUUCUAGGGUUUCUCUUGGGUUAUCAUUCAUACUCCGAGACUGGUCAUAGGAAAUAUGUAUCUUUUGUCCUGAUACGGUAAGCGAUAUAGUAUACAGACGCAGUUGAAGACCGACUCUCGAACUAUGUCGAAGUAAUUACAACAAUGCCUUUAUCUCACUGUAGCCCGGAAGAAGCAGGAGGAGCAUGAUACUAACGGUAGGAAGCAUGCUGCUGAAUGCCUUUCAAUGAUGUAGGCGCGACUCUAUCCUCCUCUGGACAAACCAACACUUGACUUCUGAGUUGUAUACUUCAAGCAAGAAGGAUCUGGGCCUACCUGAGACUUUAUCAAAGGCCUGAAUCUUCAUCACUGAAAUACCAGCAUAAUAA